Messenger RNA from Mesorhabditis spiculigera, 939 nucleotides. The record is from the annotation of a GenBank genome assembly. Lineage: Eukaryota; Metazoa; Nematoda; Chromadorea; Rhabditida; Rhabditidae.
AUGACUGAGGCGGAAGCGCCUCCCCCGCCGCCAGUGGCUCCGGUCAGAAGCGAGAAGUCGCAGCUGAUCGACCCAAUCGACCAGUACUCGGCGCUAAUUGUCAGGGGCACGAUAAUUGGCGUGGGCAUGGCGGGGGUUGCCCUUUUCUUGAGGAAUUCGCGACUGUUCGCUAAGUUCGAGCAUGUCAGCCAAAUUCCGAAGGACAUCAUUCGCAAGGAGCUCGAGCUGAAGGGGCGAGUGCGCGAAGUGCUGCCGACCGGUGAGCUGAAGAUUGAGCACGAGCCCAUCAUCGGAUUGCCCAGCAUCUUGCGCCGCAAGUCCGAUUUCAAGGGGGGUCUGCUGAACGUUCGACUGGCAGGGAUCGACAUAUCGAAAGCAGGACAACAGUACAUUGCAAAGGACCUGCGACUCACGAACAAACCUGUCACCUUCACAGUUAUCAAGGGGACCGAUGAAGCUCCCGAUGCAGUCGAUGCCGAUGUCACUAUCAAGAAGAAUCCUCUGCUGCGGACGAAUUUGAACGUGGAUCUGGUACGCCGCGGCUAUGCUCGAGUGCCAGCCCCUGACCAUAACAGACACCUCAAGGCCCUCCAGACCGUUCCGGCCUAUUCAAGGCUCAUUUCACGGCUUCUCAUGAGCGAAAAAAUUGCCGACCGAAGAGGCGUGGGAGUGUGGGAGCGUGAUACUUGGGUCGAGUCCCUCCAGAGCGCCCCCUCUCAAGCUUCCGGCUACAUUCGCUCGGCUGCCAUUACCAGAUUUGCAGUGCUUGUUUACUAUGUUACUAAAGAUGUUCUUCUAUACGGCGUGAAGGUUGCUCAAGGGGCCUGGAACUUGUUCUUGACGAUGUGCGCGUACACGGCUUUGGGCUACAAGAAAUUUGGACAAGGCGUCGACCGCAUGUCGUCCGCUUAUGCCCGGAUCAAGAACAAGACGGCGAAG